GCCUAAGUUCUGUAUUUAUAACAUGUUACAUAUGCCAAGCUCUUGCUUUAUUAUACUCAAUAAGUCCCUCUUUUGCUGUUAUUAAUUUUUAGUAACUCAGUGGAGUAAUAUAAAUUUAUAAUAGAGUAAGGGCUUUCUUAUUGAUGGACCACUGAGCAGAUGUGAAGAAAAAUAUGAAAGUCAUUGAAAAGAGUUAGAAGGACAUUGCUGAAUUUUAUAUAGGACUAGCUAGAUCAAGAAUAGGGAACAAAAAACCAUAUUGAACUUUUGGAAUUGGCCAGUUUUCUGAACAAGUUGUGAAAUUAAUAUAGUAGAACACUCUAGUUACUCCAUUGAAGCAAAGAGAAGUACAAGUUAUAGGAUUCAUAUGGUUUCCCAUAAUGAAGCAUUACGUGUUACAGACAUGGAAGGGAGAGAGGGCUUGGAAGAAGUUACGGAUGAAUCUGAGGUUUCGAAGAGAAUCCAACCAUGGACAAAGCAGAUCACAGCACGGGGAAUUUUCGCGAGCAUUGUGAUAGGGAGCAUCUACAGCGUGAUAUCGAUGAAACUCCAACUCACAACCGGGCUUGCUCCUCAUCUCAAUGUCUCAGCUGCUCUGCUGGCGUUUGUAUUCAUUCGUACAUGGACAAAGUUUCUUCAGAAGCUUGGAAUUGUCUCAAUUCCAUUCACUAGGCAGGAAAAUACCAUGAUUCAAACUUGUUCAGUUGCAUGUUAUAGCAUUGCUGUUGGAGGUGGAUUUGGAUCUUAUCUGUUGGCAUUAAGCAAGAAGACAUAUGAGCAGACUGGGGUUGACAUUGAAGGAAAUAGAGGUUACAAGGAACCUGGAGUUGGCUGGAUGACCGGCUUUCUUUUCCUUGGUUGUUUCGUUGGUCUUUUUGCUUUAAUUCCUCUCAGAAAGAUAUUGAUAGUCGACUACAAAUUAACUUUUCCAAGUGGCAUGGCGACAGCAGUUCUUAUUAAUGGAUUUCAUACCCAGGGAGACAAAAUGGCCAAGAAGCAGGUACAGGGGUUCACCAAGUUGUUUUCUUUCAGUUUCUUGUGGGGGUUUUUCCAAUGGUUUUACACCGGAAAGGAUGGAUGUGGAUUCUCACAAUUUCCUACUUUUGGAUUGCAAGCUUGGAAGCAAACGUUUUACUUCGAUUUUAGCAUGACUUACGUGGGAACUGGAAUGAUUUGUCCCCACGUUGUGAACUUGUCAUUGCUUCUUGGAGCUGUGCUGUCAUGGGGUAUGAUGUGGCCACUUAUUAGUAAUCUUAAAGGAGAUUGGUUCCCUGCAAAUAUACCAGAAAGCAGCAUGAAGAGCUUGAAUGGCUACAAGGUCUUUGUCUCCAUUGCUCUCAUCCUAGGUGACGGGCUAUACACUUUCAUAAAGAUAAUGGGCUUCACAAUCAUAAAUAUUUUUGGCAGAUUGAAACACAAGAACCUCAACUCAGCUGAGGGAAGCCAGAACAAGGCCGUGGAUGAUGAACUAAAACAAAAUGAAGUGUUUAUGAGAGACAACAUUCCCAUCUGGGUAGCAGCCAUCGGAUAUAUCAUUUUCUCCGUCAUUUCUGUCAUCGCUAUUCCCUUCUUAUUUCCUGAGCUCAAGUGGUACUAUGUCAUUGUAGCCUACUUUUUUGCUCCAUCUCUAGCCUUCUGCAAUGCUUAUGGAGCUGGUCUAACCGAUAUGAACAUGGCCUAUAACUAUGGUAAAGUAGCUCUUUUUGUGCUGGCCGCAUUGGCUGGGAAAGAACAUGGCUUGGUGGCAGGGUUGGCCGGGUGUGGUCUCAUCAAAUCGGUUGUCUCAGUUUCUUGCAUUCUGAUGCAAGACUUGAAAACCGGUCAUCUCACUUUCACAUCCCCUCGCGUAAUGCUCCUGAGCCAGGCCAUUGGCACGGCCAUAGGAUGUGUGGUAGCUCCUCUAAGCUUCUUUCUGUUCUACAAGGCAUUCGACGUGGGCAACCCAGACGGAGAUUUCAAGGCUCCUUGGGCUGUUAUAUACAGAAACAUGGCGAUUCUAGGCGUUCAAGGCUUCUCAGCAUUGCCUCAACAUUGUUUGCAACUCUGUUACGGGUUCUUCGCCUUCGCGGUGGGUAUCAACCUGGUAAAAGAUCUGUCCCCUCCCAAGAUUGGGAAAUGGAUGCCAAUACCGAUGGCCAUGGCUGUGCCAUUUAUAGUUGGCGCCUACUUUGCUAUUGACAUGAGUGUGGGGAGUUUGGUUGUGUUUGUGUGGCACAAGCUUAACACCAAGAAUGCUGAGUUGAUGGUUCCAGCAGUUGCUUCUGGCUUAAUCUGCGGUGAAGGACUGUGGAUCCUUCCUGCAUCAGUUCUUGCUUUGGCUAAAAUAAAGCCUCCCAUCUGCAUGAAGUUUCUAGCUUCUUAGAAAAGCCUCCAUUGCUAUUGUUAGAGAUAUAAGAAUUCUGUAAUUUACAACUACGUAUGUAUAAAAUGGUAACUUGUGAGACUACUUUGAAAUAUAUUGUUGGACUCCUUUUGUAAAGAGUAAUUAGAGGGAGUCUCUCUGUCCGAUAAUUUUAUUUAAAUAAUGAUAUUGUAAAUAUUAAUGGCAUCAUCGUAA
Messenger RNA from Cornus florida, 2557 nucleotides. Its product is annotated as metal-nicotianamine transporter YSL3-like. Gene Ontology annotation, molecular function: oligopeptide transmembrane transporter activity; iron-nicotianamine transmembrane transporter activity. Lineage: Eukaryota; Viridiplantae; Streptophyta; Magnoliopsida; Cornales; Cornaceae. Gene Ontology annotation, cellular component: plasma membrane. The transcript has 8 exons. The record is from RefSeq and is a predicted model, not a curated record. Gene Ontology annotation, biological process: response to iron ion; seed development. Bases 368 to 2362 code for a protein of 664 amino acids.